Molecule: messenger RNA, 1336 nt
Organism: Carassius carassius (crucian carp)
Lineage: Eukaryota; Metazoa; Chordata; Actinopteri; Cypriniformes; Cyprinidae
Product: tetraspanin-4-like
Exons: 8
Coding region: 358-1056 (232 amino acids)
Cellular component (GO): membrane
Source: RefSeq, a predicted model, not a curated record
GAAAAGAAAGAUGGGAGAGAAAUGAUAGGAUUCUGAAGGAAUUAAACAACAAAGAAAGAGAAGCUUGUGAAGAAUUCUGUAACCCACAAAACUGCGAGAACAAUAUCUCAAGCCUUUAUGGUUUUGUUGCACCUUAUGAAGAGUCAUUAACAACCAGAAGAACUGGAGGAAUCACAUCUGCAAUGUGGAUCAUUUUGAUCUAUGAAUAAAUAAAGCAAUAUCUCAUGAACUUCAUCAAUACGAAACAAAAAGACAAUACAGGAAGCUCUGGAUUCAGGACAAAGUGAAAAGGACUCUGUUCAUAGAAACUCUUCAUUUGCUUGUCAAUCACUUUUUCUGUCUCCAUCUAAAUCAAGAAUGUCUGUGUCACGAGGUUGCCUCUGCUGUGUGAAAUACCUCAUGUUUAUUUUCAACCUCAUCUUCUGGUUGGGAGGAUGUGGUUUAUUUGGUGUGGGGGUGUGGCUUGCCUUCACACAGUCAGAGUUUUCCUCUCUACCGCUGUCCUUCCCUUCACUCUCUGCGGCCAACCUGCUGCUUGUCGCUGGAGGCGUCACCAUGGUGACAGGGUUCCUCGGAUGCCUUGGUGCUCUGAAAGAGCAGAAGUGUCUCUUGAUGACGUUUUUCGUGAUCCUCCUGUUUCUAGUCCUGAUAGAAGUGGCGCUGAUUUUGGUUUUGAGUGUGUAUCAUAAAGAGUUGGACAAGAAAGCCAAGGAUGACCUAAGAGAGGGAAUGAGAGACUAUCUCAUAAAUGAAGGGCUAAAAAAAUCCUGGGACAACAUGCAGAGAAUUUUCAAGUGCUGUGGUGUGAGCAACCACACUGACUGGCGCAACAAAACAUCCAGUGGCAAACCUCCUGAAUCCUGCUGCAGAGAUAAUAUUGAACACUGCCAUCACUGGGAAGAGCCAUGUUAUGAGAAGGCCAAAGACUGGCUUCUGGCUAACAUCACCUCAGUGCUUGGGUUUGGAGUUUGCAUUGGAAUCGUUCAGAUUCUUGCUUUGGUGUUCUCCAUGCUUAUGUACUGCCAAAUCCUACGAGCAGAAAAGUACAUGGACUGACCCCAGCUUCAGCCCACUGUGCCAGGGGCUCUUUAAAACACAAUUCUGAAUAUGUAAUAAAUGUUUAAAUGGACUUGCCUAUUAGAGAUACUGAGCGUGAUAUGCAUGUGCACAUAAAUUAUGCAGUUCCACUUAGGAAGAGGCUCAGAUGAAUUUCAUAGAAAUUAAUUUACCAGGUAAAUGCCUUAAUUAAUUUGUGCUUAAGAGAAGAUGAUUAAAUGAAUAUAAAGUGAAUGUACUGUAUACAGCAGGUGGAAAAGUAAAUCCUAGUAUUAUUGCA